GACGCAAGGACGCCGCGGCGGCGCUCGGCCCGCCCUCCCUUCCCCUCCCGGGGGCGGAAGAGGAAGAGCCUGAGGCGGCAAAAUGGCGGAGGCCUCCCCUCAGCCGGGCCGCUUCUUCUGCCACUGCUGCUCGGCCGAGAUCGCCCCGAGGCUGCCGGACUACAUUUGCCCAAGGUGUGAAUCUGGUUUCAUAGAAGAGCUUCCGGAAGAGUCUAGGAACGUUGAGAACGGCUCCAGCUCUUCGGCGUCGACCAGCGACCAGAACCGGCACCCGUUUGAGAAUGUGGACCAGCAGCUCUUCACCCUGCCGCAGGGCUACGGCCAGUUCACCGUCGGGAUCAUCGACGAGAACUUUGAGUUCCCGGCCUUCGGGCCCAACGCCCAGCCGGAGGACAACCGGGACGCCGAGAACCGGCGGGAGCGGGAGCACCAGUCCCGGCACCGCUAUGGGGCCCGGCAGCCCCGGGCACGCUUCACCGCACGGAGGACCGCCGGCCGGCACGAGGGGGUCCCCACGCUCGAAGGAAUCAUCCAGCAGCUGGUCAAUGGGAUCAUCGCGCCAACCACGAUACCGAACCUCGGGGUGGGGCCCUGGGGGGUCUUGCAUUCGAAUCCCAUGGACUACGCCUGGGGGGCCAAUGGCUUGGACGCCAUUAUCACGCAGCUCCUGAAUCAGUUUGAAAACACAGGCCCCCCUCCCGCCGACAAAGAGAAAAUCCAGGCGCUUCCCACUAUCCAUAUAACAGAAGAGCAUGUAGGUUCCGGGCUGGAGUGCCCCGUCUGCAAGGAGGACUACGAAGCCGGGGAGAGUGUCCGGCAACUCCCCUGCAACCACCUUUUCCACGACGGCUGCAUCGUCCCCUGGCUGGAACAACAUGACACGUGUCCCGUGUGCCGGAAAAGCCUCAGCGGACAGAACACCGCAACGAACCCGCCGGGACUUUCGGCCAUGAAUUUUGCCGCCGCCUCGUCGUCGUCGUCGUCUUCCUCCUCGUCCUCCAGUUCGCCGAGCAACGAGAACUCGGCCAACAACUCCUGAAGAGGCGGCACUGCGAUGGAACCGGCGGACGAGACCACGGCGUCGCUCCGGUCCCUUUUUUUUUUUUUUUUGUUUCCUUUCCUCGUUGUCCGACGAUAUCACGGGCUGCAAAACCUCCUCCGGAAACCCCUUUUUUCCUCCCCGCAUCCCGCGUCCCGUCGCGAGAAUGCGAGAAUUUUGUUUGCCGGCGGCCGUUAAACACCGAAUGUUUCGUACCAAAGCGGUUGGGAGCCGUACGGAGGAGUUCUCGAAGUUUUUAGGACUUUAUUUCGCAACCCACCCCUCGUUUUGACCAAUCGCUUCCCCUCCGUUUUCUCGCGCCCUGGAAAUUUUCUCGCGCCCCGCCUCCCUCCCUUCCCGGUGGGUUUUUUCGACAUUGUCGGGGAGUCAGAUUUUCCGUUGUUUAGAAGCGACGCCCCGUCUCCCGUGUCCGCCUUCCUUGGUUCGGUCUCCUCUCUCUCGCUCGUUCGACGCGGAGGAAAACAAAAGGGGUUUUUAUAAUUUUAAAUUAUUAUUACCGCUGUUAAAUAAAUGGACAUUUCAGCUCGGAA
Anolis carolinensis (green anole) is the source of this 1590-nucleotide messenger RNA. RefSeq names its product ring finger protein 126 (gene rnf126). The record is from RefSeq and is a predicted model, not a curated record. Gene Ontology annotation, molecular function: ubiquitin protein ligase activity. The transcript is spliced from 9 exons. Lineage: Eukaryota; Metazoa; Chordata; Lepidosauria; Squamata; Anolidae. Bases 83 to 1039 code for a protein of 318 amino acids. Gene Ontology annotation, cellular component: cytoplasm. Gene Ontology annotation, biological process: protein ubiquitination.